Tetrahymena thermophila SB210 is the source of this 3465-nucleotide messenger RNA. RefSeq lists its product as hypothetical. The transcript has 3 exons. The record is from RefSeq and is a predicted model, not a curated record. NCBI's taxonomy places the organism in Eukaryota, Ciliophora, Oligohymenophorea, Hymenostomatida, Tetrahymenidae.
AUGCUGAAAAAUAACAACUGCUCUUCAUCUUAUGCAAAAGUAAGGGCUAAUAAGAGUUUGAGCAUAUAAAAUUCAGGGUGUUCUUCAAACGGAAGUCACUACAAAGACAUUUCUUCAUUCAAUUAAAAUAAAAGUUCAAGUAUAUCCUCUAGAAAUUCUUAGGAUAGCAGCAAUAGGAAUAAAUUUAUUUCGAAUAAUCAACAUUAAACCAUCUAAGAAGACCAUUUCAAUAAUUUAAAUCGCAAUUUAGAUUUUUCAUAAAUAAAUCUUAAAAACCAAUAAAAAUAAUUAAAUUAUGGCCAUAAUGCGUCUGUUUACAGUUAGGAAAAUAAAGAAAACUACAAUUUAAACUAUUCUAACUUAGUAAAUAAUUAGUCUUCACUCAACUAGCAGCAAGAAACCUUUCGUAAAAUUAACUAAAAUAGCCAGUAAGCACAACACUCAAGUAUUGUCUAACCUUCAAAAUAAAAAUAGAAUAUAACCCAAUCCAAAAAUAUUUAUUAAUAGAUAAUGAGUAAUAAUUUUAAUUCAGUGGCCAAAAAAAACAAGCAAUCAAGUUCUAAUUUAUAAGCUUAACAAUAAAGACAAUCAUUAGAUCUUUCUACUAAACACAAUGAUGGUUUUUAGGAUUUGUAAAAAAAAAGAAGUGAAAGUACCUAUUCUAAUUACUCACUUGAUAGCUCAAACAAUUAAAGUUUUUUGAUGGCAAGCUCCAAGAAUUAAAAUAAUAUUAGCAAUAGCAAUUCUAUUUAGCUUAAUAAUUGGUUACAGAAUAACUAAUUAAUCUAAUUAGAUAAUAUGAAACAAGCACCUGAUUCAUCAAGUUGCAUUAAUAUUUCUCACCUAUUAAAUUAGAAUAUAUCAUAAAGUAAUAUUAGCAUAAAUGAAUCUUCUAAUUUUAUUUCUAUCAGUCCUGCUGGCCUCUCUUAAUGCGCUCAUAAAACUAAAUAAGCCUUAUCAUUUAAUGAAAACCCAUAUAUUAAUAAUAAUAAUUCACACAAUUAAAUUAACGAAUCUUAGAAUCAUUUAAUAUCAAGACAAAUUAAUUCAGUUUAAAAUUCAAAAAAUAAUUGCAAUCAAGCUUAACAGCUAAAUUAAAAGUAAAUUAUCAGCUCUAACAACAGUUAGGUAAAGUAAAACAAUAAUUAAAAAGCUUAUUAAAAGAUCCAAAUUUCUGCAGAUUCCAACAAUUAGCUUCAAACAUUUUCAUCUUCCGAAAAUAAUAAUUAAAUUAACAAUAAUAAUAACAACAACUGUGAAGUAAGUUAUUAAAAUAACAACUUUUGUGCCUCUUAAUCUAAUCCCAGUACAGGAAAUACAAUAGAAAAUCUGACUCUAAUUUAAAAAUCAAAUGAGCUCAACUAGUUGAAAAAAGAUCUUCGUUAGAGUAAUAAUGAGUUAAUGCAGUAUAAAAAUAGACUAAAAACUAUAGAGCAAGAAAAUAAAAAUUUAAAGUAACAAUUCGAAUAGGAUAAAUAACAAAAACAUCAUUUAGAAGAGUAUAUUCAAAAAAUAAAAGGACUUUAAUUUAUAGUAGCCUAAGAAAAGAGAAUAUCUUCAAGGAUAAUCUAAGAAAACCUCUAAAGAAACGAAAGUAUUUCAUUAAUCUUAACAAAUCUUGUUAGUAUUAUAUAAAUAAUUUAGCAAAAAAUAGAAACUCCUAAAGCUUCAUAUGAAAAAAUCUUGAGCCAAAUAAGCCAAAAUUUGAAUCCUAUUCUGCUUUGUCUUAAUCCAAUAAUCUAAGACAUAAAUAAUUAUAACUAAAACAUAGUAUAAUAGGUACAAAAUCAGCAUGAAUCAAGAUUUGAUCCUAUUCAUCAAAUGAACAAACAACCUUCUCAAAAAGGCAAAAAAGUAUUGACAAUCAAAGGAACUUAAGAGUAACAACAAUAUCAAAGAAAUGGCUCUAACAACAAACUUAAUAAUAAUCAUAAUUUUAAGAAAAGAGGGAUAUAAUUGGAAGAACCUACUAACAUUUUAAGACAAAAAAAGCAAUAAAACAGUUAAAUUUAAUCUUCUAAUUCUUUGGGGAGAUCCCAAUCUUCUAUAAAUGUUAAGUAGCAACAGUAAAAGAUAAGUUUACAGUAAUAAAAUAGGUCAAAUAAGUUGAAUGAUGAUUAAUUUGAAUAAAUUUCUAACGGUACUUAACAUUUGUUAAAGUAAAGUUUUAGUAGCAUUAAUCUUCAAACUCAAUCUUUACAUAUUCCAUAGCUAGGAGAACAAAAUGAAAAUGAAAUAGAAGCUAUUAUUAAUAAGCAGUUAUUAAAUCACAAUAACAACCCACUUCAAUAGAUUCAACUCAAAUAAAAUAUUUAAGAUUAAAAAAAUAGUAUUUAAACAAAUAAAUAAAAAAAUUAGUAAAUAUCUCUUAAUGAAUGCUAAAGAAUUAACACUAAAGAAAGCAUGGAUAGCUUUUAUUAGUAAUGUUUACUAAAUAAUUCACUAAGAAUAUCUGAAUCUAGUAGAAGCAUUACUGCCAAUAAUGGUGUAAAUUAAUUGCAUUCUCAAGAGCAUAUUAGCUAGAAUAUAUAAUAACUAGCUAAUGUCAAUUAGUCAGCAUAGUAAAUUAAGUAACAAUACAACUAAGUAACUAGUCACUAAAAGGAAUAGUUUAAUUUUAUAGACAGUUAUCCUUUAUAAUAAGAAAAUAUAUUUGGAUAAUUUACAGAAUGCUCAACAAAUUAAGCUGGUUUAAAUAAAAUUUCUUCUGUAGGAGGAUCAUUCUUUGAUAGCAAAUCUUCUUAAAUAGAAAAUUAUAGUUCUAACCAUAUGCACAGAAAUAGUUUAGAAUCUUAAAGAAAUAACAAUAUUCCUUAUGUUUCACAGGAAUUAACAGGAAGUUUUUCAACUCAACAAAAUUAAAAUUAUCUUGUAGGAACGUUUUCUCAACUUCCUUAAGAUUGUAGUUCAAAAAUGAAUGUCGAUUCAAACUACUAAAGCGGCUCUUCUGACCCAUUCAAUCAAGAAAUAAUAAAAAACAGAAGAAACUCUAAUCCUUUUAAAGUGUCUAAUUACAAUUCUAAUUCCUCCAAUUAUAAUUAAUCAUAAAAAUUAUUUUCAGACACUCUUAAAGGAUUAGGAGAAACUCUAAAAAAUUUGUAAUCUGACGAAAAUUAAAAUUUUUGCUAAUUGAAAAAUGCAGACUAAGAAGUUCAAAUCAAAAGUAAAAGCACAUUUAGGUCUAAUGACGAUCAAUAUUCUGAGUAUUAAAACCAAUAGCAAAGUUAAAUGAAAGAUCAAACAAAUGAAGAAAUUUCUUCAGUAAAUGACAGAUUAAGCUAAGUUGGAACAGAAAAAAGCAGCACUUAGCUAGAAAUUGAAAAUUUAAAAAAGAAAAUCAUGUAAAGAUAAAGUAGAAGAAAGCUAUAAAAUGCACAUAACACGUCUGUCUAAGAGAUAUCACAUAACUUAAAUAGCCAAAGGGAAAUGUCAGCUCCUCCAAAAGACUCUUUGCCUAUUCAUUGA